Moesziomyces aphidis is the source of this 789-nucleotide messenger RNA. The record is from the annotation of a GenBank genome assembly. NCBI's taxonomy places the organism in Eukaryota, Fungi, Basidiomycota, Ustilaginomycetes, Ustilaginales, Ustilaginaceae.
AUGAUCUCGGUGCUAGUGGAGUCGUUCGAGCCCUUCCCGAGGCACCUCUGCCUCUCGCUGCCAUCCAAUGCCCUUGCGUCUGACGUCCUGCAGGGCUUCGAAAAGGCGCUUGGCCACAACUCGACCACAACAUUCGCCGCCACCCACCAUGGACGCCGACUCGCGCCCUCAUCGAGCUUGGGCAGCCUGUCGACGGGCGGGGAUGGCUUCCCUGUAGUGUUGCAAGUGCGAGCGCUGCUGCGUGGUGGCAAGGGAGGAUUCGGAUCGAUGCUGCGAUCGCAAGGUGGCAAGAUGUCGGCAAAUGCACGCAACACGAACAACGAUGCGUGUCGUGAUCUCAACGGCCGCCGUCUCGGUGUUCUAAAAGAGGCCAAGAAGCUCGCCGAGUACCUCGAGGGCGAGUCGGAACGCAAGCGCCAGAUGGACGAGGCGCAAAAGAAGAAGUACGCCAAGUUGGAGAGGAUGCUUGGACGCGCGCCUCGAAGCGAACGGGAUCUCGCCGAGGCUGCAGACAAGAUGAUGGAUGCUGGCGAGGACUUUGACGAUCGCAGCGUCAGCCCCGAGGCGGGUCCGAGCCGUCGUCCGGCGCCUCAAAGCGCAGCGACGGGCAGCAAGCGCAAGGAACGCAUCGAAGACUCGGAGUACAUCGAGCAGAGCCGCGAGAUCGUCGAGAAUGUACGCUCGGCGGUGGCCUCGGCCAUGAUGAAGAAGAAAAAGAAGCUCAACAAGGCACCGGGUAAGUCGUCGACCAAAGCCGCCUCGGGUUCCUCCCUCGCCGCAACUUCAUAA